AUGGGAUUCAAACCUCUCACUAAUGUAUUCCAAGCACAACAAGCAUUGGACAGCCAAAGCAAUAUGGGGGUGGUAUUAACUACGUGCAGAUAUGUUGUAGACAUUCCUGAUGGCAAGUCUCAACCGAGCGGAUUCCCCGGUAUCUCUUCCUGUCAAAAUGAUGCCACUGGUUUGGCUACAGACACCUCUGGAUCGUCUGCCGAAAGCACUGGUGACUCUGACGAUCAGAAUGACCUUCAGGAAUGGGAGCUGGACACUGAAGUGAGCAGUGUGCCUGUUGUUGCGUGUUAUCCUGAGCUGAAAACUGAUCCCGAGUAUGAGGAAGAGGAUUGGGAUAAAGAGCUGGAGGAUUCCCAAUGUAACCCGUAUGAUGCUGAAGAUCUUCACUGGGGAAGUCUUCAAGAAAACAAUCUGCUGGCACCAGGUCUGUGGCAAGAAGAGUCAUUGUUCAACCCAGUUGGUCACCAUCCUCUUCCUCUGGCUUUGAAGCCACCAAAUAGAGUCUCUGAGAUUGGCCAAUUUGAUGACGCAGAUGAGUGA
Messenger RNA from Gavialis gangeticus (Gharial), 540 nucleotides. It is a transcript of the gene COPRS, whose product is annotated as coordinator of PRMT5 and differentiation stimulator. Gene Ontology annotation, cellular component: nucleus. The transcript has 3 exons. The record is from RefSeq and is a predicted model, not a curated record. Lineage: Eukaryota; Metazoa; Chordata; Crocodylia; Gavialidae. Bases 1 to 540 code for a protein of 179 amino acids. Gene Ontology annotation, molecular function: histone binding.